AUGGUAAAAAACAACAAGCAGGCAUCCGUCAGCACCACCACGUUCGGUGAUGCAGCAGAAAACACCCCAGCAUUGCAAGAUACCUUGAGAGCCCAACAAGGCCCAUUGAACAUUGCCUCGCAAUUGAAUAACCGCCACCCGCUCGAGGGGAGAGUCCAGAACUGGGAGGAGACACAGCAGAAUACCAGAUUGGAGAUGUACCGCCGAGUUUUUGGAGCCGGAGAGCCCAUUAAGAGAAGCAUGGAAUUGAACAUAAUCGACGCCACGGACUUCAAACCUCUGGUGCUUGGAGGGCCAGACUCCAUGCAUAGGGAUAUUCUAUUAAACAGGGACGCCACGGUUGACUGGGAGGAUGUUUACAAGGGUGGAUUUGAUUCUGGUAGACAUGUUGCAGAUUUCCAUAGUGAGAUGGAAAGACGGGUUGGCAUUUAG
This is a messenger RNA of Sungouiella intermedia, 432 nucleotides long. The record is from the annotation of a GenBank genome assembly. NCBI's taxonomy places the organism in Eukaryota, Fungi, Ascomycota, Pichiomycetes, Serinales, Metschnikowiaceae.